CGCAGCUCAGGUAUGCGUGACGACAUUGAGGGGGAAAAACAAAGGCGCGUGCGGUCGCUCUUUUACCGUAAGGUUUCGGUGUUUAUUUAUAGAUGCGCUAUAACGUUGUUUUCCUCUGAUGUUGUCGGAUUUUGUGUUAGGUUAUCACCCACACACGACCUAAAAAACCAAGUCAAACUAAACAAAGGGACCCGUUGACCUGCUCUGCUCCUGUGUGUCUGAAGCGGGAUAUCGCCAUCUGGAGUGCAGAGAGAGAGAGAGAGAGACCUGUGCCAGCCAAUCAGAUUUCAUUCUCAGCUAACAGACACCCCUGCACAUCCAAUCACAGCUGGUAUGUGAGCGAGUGGGCGUGGCUUGCGUUCCAGCAGGGUUACUAUGCAGCUGUGGGCGGGGCUUGAGCGCUGGAGUGGCAGUGCUGUGGAGCGGAGGAGAGAGACGGCAUUGUGUUAUCCGACUGCGCUGGAUCUGACUGCAGCUCUGCAUGCUUGCAUGCAUGCACGCGCGUGUGCUCAUGUGUGCCAGCGACGGCUGCAUAGCUUCUUCUUCUUCAUCAUCAUCUUCUUCUUCUUUUUCAUCCGGCGUUCAGCGUGAAUCCACAUCAGCAUCAGCAUCCAGGCACGAUCCUGCUCAUCUGUUGCCGUGGUGAUGGGCUGUCGACUGUCAGGGCCGUGGAUGGGCGACGGGAUGGGGGUUCACGGUCGGGAUUUAAGUCACCUGCAGAAACGAGAGGCCUUCCGUAUCCUGGCCAGCUAUGAGCAGCCAAUCACGCUUCAGAUUGAGGGACGUGGUGGGCGGAGCCUGCAGUAUAACAGAACGAUGGAGUGCAGUACGCAGACGGAACGGUCGUGGGAUCCUCUUCGUCUUCACUCGUGUACGGUACCUCGACUGCCGCACUCCGAAAGGUCUUACUAUAAUCACAUGACCCUGCCUGUUAACCGUAGAGAUGGAAGCAGGUAUGAAUAUCUGCCGAACACAUCCAGAGACUUGCAGCACAGGGAACGACCGGCAUAUCAUGACCCAGAGUUCUCCAGUAGAACAUCAAAAAGUCAAAACUGUCUGAUCCGCUGCUGUAACAGCAACCUGGAGGAACCCAGAAGCUUCCAGAGUCAGACUGAUGAUGAAGAUUAUAUGAUGGAGAAACCGCUGGGUUACCUCCCCCUACAUCACGAGCUGGACAGCGGACUCGGCUGGACGGACGGCAGUUUUCAUCAGGGUGAAUUGUCUGGGGUGGAGACGGAGGAGGGGCUUGAAGAGUGUCACGCCCACAGAGGAGGAGGAGGAUCACCCUCAUCAGAGUCUUUCAUCUCAUCUGAAUUAAGCGACUCGGGGUUCUACAGCGUCAGCACCGGCGAGUUCCUACGCUUCCAGCGUCUACUCGAGAAACGCAUGCGUCAUUACAACGCUCGCAUGCACCACCAGGGGGAGUCGUGUUCGCGCGAGCGAAGGGACAGUCAGAUUAAACACCGCGAGCUGGAGGCCAUCCCGGAGGCGUUGACGGUUCAGCCUCAAAACAUCUGCGUACCGACGCUUCCGGGUUUGUCCCGCGUCUCGUCCGUGCAGUACCGUAAGGCGGAGCGUCCGUGUCUGAACAGGCACAGCUCCAGUAGCGGCUCGCUGUUUAAUCCAGCGGUACACUCCACGUGCAGUACGCCGUCCGGCCAGAGGAGGGUGCUGCCUCACCCCAGCUCUGUCGGUAUGCUUAGAAGAAGCAGGACAUUGCAUCACCGUCCUGCGCCGAUGGAGCAUCGCAGACGGGCGAGCCACCCCGCAUCGCCCAACUACUGCAGUGCCACUCUGCAUCACUGUGGCCAUUUAAUCGACCCGCCGAUGAAUUUACCUGAAGAACCGGAUAUGGCGCUUAUGCACAGUAUGGGUCACCUAACGACACACCCUAUCGCACACCCCGUCGCACACGCUUCACAUGCAGUGAGUCAACAGUCGCUGAUCUCCCCGAUUGACGACCACAAUCGUGCGCUGCCUCCAGACGACGACGACAACAGAAUCCGAGCGUCGACUGAAUCCCACCUGCAGCAGAGGUUUGUAGCGGAGUUACCGUUACCUAGCCGACCGAGCGAAGGGCGAUAUCAUACCCUGAGUCACACGCCCAGUCAGGAAGCCAACGAUACCUGGCCUAAACCCGACUACCGUUCGGGCACAGGAGGCGGAGGCGGUCUCUACAGCACUUUGGAAGGCCACACGCCCACCGCAGCCAUCCGUAAAUCACCCAGCACAAACACGCGGGCGUUUCGAAAUCAGAUGUUGCGAGACAGAGCGUCUCGACUGGCGGACGAGCGUAGCGGCAUGAGCACAGAUGAGGAGAGUCACUGCGAUAUUCGCAUGGGUCGAUACUGGAGUCGCACCGAGCGUCGCGAACACGUUCUGCAGAAACAGAGACAACAGCAGGCGAGGGGAGGCGUGGGUUUGGUCGCAGUGGGAGGAGCUUACGUGGAUAAUAGUUACAGUACCGUUUUGGAGCUGAGCCAGAAGAAACUGAGUCGUCUGAGGAACCGGAAGGUGUUCGACGACUGGACGACCGUAGAGGAACUUCUGACUCAUGGAAACCGUCUGGGUGUGAGCGAAGAUGCCCUACAGCUGCCAACGUCUUUACUCACCGUCACAACUGUAUAGCGACACUCAGUGAGUGUUUGUGUGUUUGUGUGUGUGUUUGUGUUGGACCGCUCGCGCUACACAAAGCUACCUCCUGAAAUUGAGGUUUACUGUAGAUACAGACGUUUCUGAACACAGUUGUUAAUUGAUUUUUCAAUGUUAUAUUUGCAGUAUCUUGUUUUGCAUCGUGUUGUAAAGAGACGUUUUAUUACGAAGCGAAAUUAUCACAGUUUGAUUCGACCGCAUGAAGCAAUAUCAACAUAAGAUGCCGACACCAGACUAAUCGAAUUUCAUGUGGUGCAAGUGUAUUUUCUUAGGUCAACGAAAGAAAUGUUUACGUCACGGAUAAUUUACGCUGGUGCUAACAAUGAGAUCAUCAUUUAAUUCGCAAAUAAACUAUAAAAUACAUCCGGAUUAAAUCACGUUUGCACAAGAUACUCGAAAAUUCUCUCCGACUGUCUUCCGCUCGCUGAGUGAAUUUAUGGAAAGCCCCUCCUCUCAAUCAUAAAUCUGAUACUCUGGGAAUAAUAUUGGAUGAUCUGUGGACGGAUGUUGGAUCGGGUGUGCAGGGUUAUGAUGGAGAUCAGGCAGCGUGUGUUGUGAAGUGUGACGGUUCUUGCACUAUAACUGUAGUUCUGUAAAGUAUUUUUAAAGCUAUUUUUCUUGUGCUCUUCACAAUUGAUGUCACGAAAAGAAACAAAGAACUUUUUUAAAGAAUUAUAUAUAGAGAGAAAAGCGGCAGUAAAAUACUUUGGUGAUCCUGAUAAUGCACUGACGUUUUCGUUUUGAUCUAACGUGCAAAUUUAUCUGAUAUUUUUGGCGCACCUUUCUGCAAACCAGCGGGUUUCAAUUUCACGAAACACGACCGGAACAAAUUUCUGUGUAUAUUUGAUGCGAAUUUUAACAGUUUUGCACAGAAAUAUUUACAUAAUUUGAUCAUUUACAUAACUAUGGUUUACAAACAUUAAAUGAGUUGACAGUUUAGGUAACAAUUAAGGAUGCACCGAUACUGUGCUGAUACCGAUAUUACAUUACUUAGAAUGACAUUUACUGAUACAAAUCGUUUAGUUUUUUCUACAUUGUUUCAAAAUAUUAUGUUAUUAAAUCCUGGAAGUGCAGAGCGUGCAACUCUGUUGUCAUGUUCACCCAAAUAAAAAAGUUAUGUUUUUAAGCAUUCGGCUGAUUUCCAAAAGUGUGAAAAAUCCUUUUUUUUUGCUGAUACCGAUUAUAUGCUGAUAUAUCGGUGCAUUCAUACCAACAAUAUUUUUUUUUUGACACAUUUACACUGAAAUUCAUUUAGUUCAAAAAUGCUUUAAUCUGCUCAUACUGAUAUUUGAUUAUUUAGCAUAUCUACUGAUACAGAUAGUUUUGUUUUUUUACUUAUUGUUUCAAAAUAUUAUGAUAUUAAAUCUUUGAAGUACAAAGUGUACAAACAUUAACUCUGUUGUCAUUGUCACCCAAUUCAAAAUAAUCUGUUUUUAAACAAUCAGCCGAUGUCCAAUAGUGGGGAAAAAAUUGUAUCUGCCGAUACCAAUUAUAGGCCGAUAUAUCGGUGCAUCCAUUCCAAAUCCUUUUUUUUUAUAUAUUAUGUUAUGAAGUCCUAGAAGUGCAAAGCGUACAAAAGGCAACUCUGUUGUCAUGUUCACCCAAAUAAAAAGAUUUUUUUAAGCAGUCCAAUAGUGUGAAAAAUGCUUUUAUCUGCCGAUACCGAUAAUCAAUUACUGAGAAUGACAUCUACUGAUACCGUGUUUUUUUACUCAUGUUUCAAAAUAUUAUGUUAUGAAAUUCUAGAAGUGCAGAGUGUACAAACGUUAACUCUGUUGUCAUUGUCACAUAAUUCAAAAUAAUCUGUUUUUAAACAAUUGGCCAAUGUCUCAUAGUGCCGAUACCGAUUAUAGGCCGAUAUAUCGGUGCAGCCAUACCAAAAUAAUGGUUUCAAAAUAUUAUGUACAAAAGGCAACUCUGUUGUCAUGUUCACCCAAAUAAAAAGAUGUUUUAAGCAGUUGGUCGAUGUCCAAUAGUGUAAAAAAUGCUUUUAUCAACCGAUACCGAUAAUCAAUUACUUAUCUACUGAUACAGUGUUUUAUUUACUCAUUGUUUCAAAAUAUUAUGUUAUGAAAUUCUAGAAGUGCAGAGUGUACAAACGUUAACUUUGUUGUCAUUGUCACCUAAUUCAAAAUAAUCUGUUUUUAAACAAUCAGCCAAUGUCUGCUAGUGGGAAUUUUUUUCUUAUCUGCCGAUACCGAUUAUAGGCCGAUAUAUCGGUGCAUCAAUACCAACAGUUUUUUUUUUACUAAUUUACACAGAAAUUCAUUCAGCUUGUGUUUCUAGAUCGAGACUCUUGUGUUUGAUCUGAAUCAGUCGUCUCAGUGUUUGCAGUAAAUCAGGAUUUUCUCCCACCUGCACUAUUUUUGGUGCCCGAGCACUGAAGUGUUUACAAUUUCUCCUCACAACUGUGACUCUCUGUCUCACUCUCUCUUCAUCAUACUGAGGUGAAAUGGCGUCAUUUUCGCCGCUCUGUGAAUAAUGGAUGUGAACGGACCGGACAUCUUCAUAUAACACACAGAUGAACAGAAGCCUCGGUUUCACUUUUAGAGAUGAUUUUCUUGGAAUAUGAUGUACAUGUGGUUGUAAUAAAGAUGAGAUUUUAAUUAGA
Messenger RNA from Misgurnus anguillicaudatus (oriental weatherfish), 5263 nucleotides. RefSeq lists its product as uncharacterized. The record is from RefSeq and is a predicted model, not a curated record. Lineage: Eukaryota; Metazoa; Chordata; Actinopteri; Cypriniformes; Cobitidae.